UAUCCCAAUGCGUUUUCAGUCAUAAUUCUCUUUUAAAAAAAACAAAGUUUUGUACAAAAAUUUACACAUAAAGUUAAAAUCGGUUAGACAAAAAAAUGUGCUUAAGACUACUUGGAAGUUGUCUCUGUUGCUGCUGCAAGUUGGGAUUUAAAUUGCUGUGCACUUUAAUCUUUUCUGUCGUCGGAUUAUUGAUAAUCGUGGCUUUAGUCGUAUACUUUUGUUUCUUCCACAACAAAACGGGCCAGACGACAGCAGCGGCUUUAACAACUACGGAUGCCUCAGCAAAAAUCAGAUCAUUACUUCACAGAAUAGUAGACGCAAUCUAAAAUAUUUAAGAGGCCUUUAAAGAUAUGGAAAAUUAUUAAAAUGAUGACUGCAAAUUAUAU
Molecule: messenger RNA, 386 nt
Organism: Drosophila serrata
Lineage: Eukaryota; Metazoa; Arthropoda; Insecta; Diptera; Drosophilidae
Source: RefSeq, a predicted model, not a curated record